AUGGAAGAUAUAAAUGAGUGCGAACUGGACCUGGACGAUUGUGAACACAGAUGUGUUAACCAUCACAAAUUGUAUAACUGUUUCUGUCAUUUUGGUUAUCAUCUAAAUGAUGAUAGAAAAACCUGCACAGAAGUUGAAAACCCAUGCAAAGAGGAAUUAAACCUGCAUUGUAUGCAUUUUUGUGUUAAAUCCAAAGAUUCCGCACACUGUGAGUGUCGGAAAGGUUAUAAAAUCGGAACUGACAAUCAAACUUGUCUUGAUAUCGACGAAUGUUCUGCUCCACAAUCUCAUGACUGUAGUGGAGGCGCUGAAUGUAUAAACACGGCUGGUUCAUACCAGUGUAAAUGUCCUAGAGGAUCUAAGCUGGAAAAUGACGGGAGAACAUGCUCUGAAUGUGACGAGUAUCACUUUGGUGAAGACUGUUUACAAAACUGUCUCUGCAUCAAUGGCUACUGUGAUAAUAAAUCAGGAUGUAUAUGUGAUGCCGGAUGGUUUGGGAACGAUUGCGAUAAAGACAAAGAUGAAUGUGCCAGUUCAGUGUGCGACGAUGGUGACGCCAAUACACGCUGUGUGAACACACUGGGCAGCUUUGAAUGUAGAUGCAAGUCAGGGUUUAAGAAUGAAAGUGGAAUAUGUAAAGACAUUGACGAAUGUUUAGAUGUGAAACUGCAUACCUGUGAUCAAAAUUGUACCAACACUGCCGGCUCCUAUGUUUGUAAUUGCCAAGCAGGAUUUGCAUUUGUUAAUGGCAAAUGUACCGACAUAGACGAAUGUCUGGGAGUAUCAGGAUGUGACCAAAGUUGUGAUAAUACAAUAGGAAGCUACAAAUGUUCAUGUAGAGAGGGAUUCAACUUGGAGCUAACUGACAGACAAACUUGUAAACCCGCAAAUGCAUGCAAUGAAACCGGUAGUAGCCAGUGCUCAGAGAAAAACGCGGAAUGUAAAGUGUCUAAUGGAGAAAUAGAAUGCUACUGUUUGAAGGGCUACUCAUUUAACAAUAGUGACAUCUGUGAAGAUCUUAAAGAGUGUUCAGAAAACACUACACCUUGUAAAAAUGGGGUUUGUCGGGAGAAGGAAGGUGGAUUUAACUGUGAAUGUGAAACUGGAUCUUAUCUUUUACAAGACGGAAUAACUUGUCAAGUUUGUGAAAAGACAAGGUUUGGACCAAACUGUACCUCUACGUGCAAGUGCAAGUCUGAAAAUACGAAAGUAUGCGACCCAAAAAGUGGAGCAUGUGAUUGCUUGACUGGAUGGCAAGGUGAUACAUGUGAAGUUGAUGUGAAUGAGUGUGAUAGUCAUACAUUACAUGAAUGCACAUACAACUCCAAGUGUUUAAACACGAAUGGGUCAUACAUCUGUGAGUGUGUCACCGGAUACGUCAUGACAAGUGAUGAUUUGUGCGAAGGUUGUGACAGACAACACUACGGAAAAAACUGUUUGCUUGAAUGCAGCUGCGUACAAGAUAAUACUGAUUUCUGUAAUAACACGGUCGGAACUUGUACAUGCUUUGAGGGAUGGACUGGUGAAACAUGUGCUCAAGAUGUGGAUGAGUGUUUAGAAAUAACAGACGUCUGUUCUAAUAAAAUACACUCUGAAUGUCGAAACACAAAUGGUUCAUACAAAUGUGGCUGUAAAAGAGGAUACUUUCCUCAAAAUAACACGUGUAUAGACAUUGACGAAUGUCAGGAUGGAUCCGGAAACUGCACACAAGAAUGUGAAAAUACUGAAGGUGGUCAUCUAUGCAAAUGCUAUCUUGGAUAUAAAGGUUCCUGGAAUAAUUGUUCCGCAUGUUUUGGUAAUACAUUCGGACUAAACUGUACCCAACUCUGCAGUUGUAAUGCGUCGAAUGCGAAAAAUGCGGAGCAGUUAUGUGAUACCAGAACUGGCGAAUGUCUGUGUAAACCCAAUUGGCAAGGCAUCACAUGCGAUGAUGACGUUAAUGAAUGUAAUGACGUCACAAUUUGUAGUGGAAAGGAGAACACCGGAUGUAACAACUUGAUAGGGUCACAUAGCUGUGACUGUCUUAGAGGAUUCAAGCAAGAAGGCGGAAAUUGCAUCAGAGUUACCACGACCCCUAUAAACAUUCCUGAAAAUUAUAGUUUUGUAAAUUUUGUGACACGGUUGCAAGUUACUUUGACAGAAGGCACAAAUUUGGACACGUCGGAAGCAUAUGAAGCUGUCAAGAACAAGGCCGAAUAUGGGAUUCUGCGUUUCCAUGAACAGUAUACGUCUAACAACAUCACAGUUCUAGUGCUGGAUAUAAGAACUGGAAGUCUCAUCGUUAACUACUCUGUCAUUUACGACUCCAAGCAUUCUGAUACUGGCGAAAGUCUUGUUUACUCGGCUAUUGAUUUGGCAACAGGAAGUACUGUUGAAUAUGACGGACAACCCGUGCGCGCUUAUAGUGAAAUAUUCAGGAAUGAUACAGACGUUUGUGAAAUAUAUACCCAGCUACUGGGAGCCUGUCGUGAGGGAUAUGAAUGUAUAAAAGAAAAUGAACUCCCAGAAUGCAGGGAAAUACCCAUCAAAGACAUACCCUUAUACUUGAUUGUUGGUACCAGUGUUGGUUUUCUUCUCGUAUGUAUCUUGAUAUUCAUAUUUUGCACUUGGAAACUGUGGAAAUGGCGGCAGAUGUCAAAGGUCAAGGAGAACGUGAAGCAUAUGAAUAGAAUUUAUGGUAGUGUACAUCGUGAUAGCAUCGAGCAUCCUUAUUUGAGUGUACAUCGUGAUAGCACCGAGCAUACUAGAAAUGAAGAUGUAGAUAUGAAUUAUGACCAAAUCAAAGAUAACUACAAGACCACAACUUUCUGAAUGGAAUACAAAUGGAAAAUUAUCAAGAACAUCCUGAUGACAUGAUGUAUUGAUGUUUAAUUUCUGAGACGUCAGAUGUGGCUUUAAUUCUAGAUCAUGUCCUCUUGAUAAGCAAUUUCUUAAGUCGGUUUGGCGCAAGAACACCAGAAAUCAAAAAGAAAGAACAUCUACCACAACUAAAGUUUAUUUAGAACUAAACAAUUGUGUGAAGAUUAAUAAUACUUAUUCAAGAAUAUACGGAUGUAUCUAAAGAGAGCUAUAAUGAAAAAUAUGUGCAAGUGUUUUAGUUCCACCUCCUGAAGAAAUCGUUUCUUUUCAAAAAAUAAAACAACUUUUAAACACUGUACAUAUAUCAUUUGAUCAUCAUAAUAUGUUUAUAUUGUUCUUACAUUUUCUGAAUCAUUUUAGCAAGGCGUUCUAAGUCUUGAAUGACUGAGCUCUCAACAUUGUGCAGAUAUCAUUAUCAAUGUUCGAAGAUCCCUAUAAUUUGUAACACUUAUUGUUCUUCCCUUCAAUGCAAGGGGCUCAUCCAACGUGGACUUGUUGACUAAACAUAAAAGCUCUUAAAACUUCUGUUCAAUCAGAUGUUGACAUUCAUUGCUUGAUUGCUUUUUUUGUUUGUUUGUUGUUGUUGUUUUUUUUUUUUGUUUUUUUUUUGCUCUUUUUUUACUAUUAUUAUACUGAUUAUUUAUCCUCAUUAAAGUAGAUAGUGUCUUGCAAAAUGUUGCAAAAAUUAUAGAUACAGCCUUUACACCUUUGUCCAUAUUGAUAUCACAAUGUAUUUAAAUCGUAUUAUAUUGUUAAAGAUCGCUUCCACUUUCCAUCAUUUCGAUCAUUUUAAUUAAAAUUUCAUGGAAACUACAAUAUGCUCAUUAAACGUAAGAGGUCUUGUUAACACACAGAAAAGGAAACAAGUAUUCCAAUGGCUGAAAAAAAAAACAAACACAAUAUUGACUGCUACAGGAGACACACCUAAUUAAUAAUAACAUUGACAGAUGGAUAUCUGAGUCGGGCGGAAAAGCCUUUUUUAGUGGUAAUAAGUCAAAUAAAGAGGCUGUUGCCAUACUUUCUUUAUUGACAUUAAAAGCUUUGAUCUAUCAAACUAUACUGAAAUAUUAAAAAAGCCGUUUAAUAGCCAUUAAUAUAAACUAACUAUGAUAGAGAGUUUACACUUUUAAAUGUAUAUGGUCCAAAUACUGAUGAUGUUGCUUUUUUCAUACAAAUCAAAAAAUAUUUAUUCGAAAAAGAUGAUAAGAAUUUUAUUAUAGCUGGUGACUUUAAAUACAGUAAUGAACAUAGAAAAAAAGGAAUGGUAGAUUAUAUACUCCUACUAAAUCUAGGCAUAAACUCAGCAGUAUAAAACAGCAACUGAAUCUAACAGAUAUAUGGAGGCAUACGCAUGAAAACAAAAUAAGAAUAUUCAUAGCAUUUCAGUACAAUCUCACCUAUAUCCAGCCGACUUUUAAAAAUAAUAUGUUAAAACUUGUGAGAUAACACCAGGUUUUAAAACAAACCAUGCAUUAGUAAAUUUAUACAUUAAUUUUUCAAAUACGGAACGUGGCCCAGGAUACUUUAAAGUAAAUAAUAGAAUUUUACUAGAAGAUAACCACCAAAGCGUUAUGAAAAAAGGAGUAUUUCAGACACAAUCAGAUAUAAUGUUGAAGCUAAUCCUAACACACUAUGGGAAUUGAUAAAGGGAAACAUAAGAAAUGUAACAAUCUUUGCCAACAUUGAAAAAAGACAGUCAUAAAAUAGAUAAUAGUAAAAAUGUAAACAGGUCUGUCAUAAAAAAGAUAAUAGUAAAAAUGUAAACGGUUCUGAAAUUUGAUUUUGAAAAAAAAGAAGUAAUGAAGUAGAAUGCUAUACAAAACUCGACAUUAUAAAAUUCAGAUUCCUAGAAAUACUGCUUUCUUUAAUCGACAGGAAAUAAAUUAUCAAACGAAGAAUCCCAUAAAUGUGAAAGCCAACUUCCUGAACAUGAAUAUUCACAGGCGCUGCUUUCGAUGAAAAAUAAUAAAAGUCAUGGAUCUGACGGGGGUUGACCACGGAAUUCCAUAAAGUUUUUUAGGAUGAUCUAAAAGUAUUUUUAUUUUAACUCUAUAAACUACUCCUUUCUGAACGGCGAGUUAACAGAUCUUCAAAAACAAGGUAUUAUCACAUUAUUACCAAAACAGGGUAAGGGGUAAGGACACAACAAGACUAUCAAAUUGGCAGCCAAUAAGCUUAUUAAUUAAAUGUAGAUUAAAAAAGUAGCCAUUAAGGCCAUCGCCAAUCGUAUAAAUAAGGUAUUGCCUUAAAUAAUAAGCAUUGAACAGACCGGUUUUAUGAGAGGCCGCUAUAUACGAGAAAAUGUACGUAAUUUCUUUCAAAUUCUGGAAUACCUUGAAAAAAAAAUAACCGGAAUUAUAUUCUCAGAUUAUGAAAAAACAUUCGACAGCCUUAACCACGACUUUAUGAUGUAUCAAUGUUUACAUUAUUUUAACUUCGGAGAAUCGCUUAUUAAUUGGAUUAAACAUUUUACAACAAAAUAAACACCUUGAUAAUAAACAAUGGCUAUUUAUCAGAUUUCCCAAAUCAGCAUGGAGUACGACAAGGAUCUCCGCUAUCCUCCACUAUAUUCAUUAUAUGUAUGGAGGUACUGUCAAGAAAAAUUGCGCAAGACGAGAACAUAAAAGGAAUCACAAUUAACAACACUGAAUUAAAACAAACAUUGUUUUCGGAUGACGGUACAUAUAUAAAUAAUGGUGAAAAGAAAUCUUUUGAAAUCCUCAUUAAAAUCAUCACUGGAUUUGGUUGGGUAUUCGGCCUCCAACGGAUCUCAUCAAAAUUCAUAAUUUUAUGAGCAGGAUCAUUAGAAAACUUAAACACAGUGUUUUCUGAAUACAACAAUUUUAUUUGAACAUCAAAAUGUGCAAAAUCCCUAGGAAUGACGUUCUAGAUAAAUAUUGAACUAAAUAAUAGAUUCAACAUUGAGCCUAAACUUUUGGAAUUUAAAAAUUGCCUAAAACAAUGGCAGCAUCGUUAACUUACACUUCUAGGUUAAGUAACAGUUGUCAAAACAUUUGCAUUGCCAAAACUUGUAUACGCUUUUACAAUUUUACCAAAUCCAACUAUAACUACAAUUGAAGAAAUAAAUGCACAUAUAUACGGGGGGCAACAAGCCAGAGAAAAUAAAACGUAAUAUACUAGUAGGAGGUUUACAAUUAACAGACAUCCAGGGUUUCAUAGCUUCUAUUAAGGCAUGCUGGAUCAAAUGACUUAUUUCAGAUGAAAACAAAGGGAUAUGGAAAUGUUUUUAUGAACAAAUAUUAGAUAAAAUGGGAAAUGAACGUAUUUUUGAAUGCAACAUGACGUAGAAAGACAUUGAAAAUAAAACAGAAGGCAGCAUUCCCCUAAGAUGUAUUCUAACUUCAUGGUUCAAAAUAAAGACGGAAUAUAGUCAUUCAGAAAAACAAACCAUCAAUAUUGUCUGGAAUAACUCUUAAAUAAAGGUAAAAGGAAAACUAUUUUCUAGAAAUGCUGGUAAGGAAAAAGGCAUACAAUAUUUUGAGCAAUUGUUCAAUUUUAGAGCAAAUACAUAUUACAGAUUCACAAAAAUGAAGACUCUGUAUCGAUUACAAGAACAAGACUUUCUUGACUACUGUAAACUGAUAACAAGCAUCCCUAAAUGCUAUAAAAACAAAGUCAACCAAGAAUUGUUUGACACAGCUCAGAGAAGAAACAUUUUACAAAGGAAAAAAAUGUAAAAACCAAAUCAGUUUUUAAAUAACAUACAGAUAAAGAAUAAAAAGAUAGGAUGUAGUAAAUCUGAAAACAAAUGGAACAAAACUUUUAUAAAUGACAGUUGAGAUUGGAAUAUAAUAUUCCAUAUUCAACAACAAUCGAUACACUGUUGAGAAGUUUCGAAUACAGAUUCUUAAGGGGUUUAGUACCAACAAAUUAAUAUCUCUUUACAUGUAAAUUAGUACCAUCAUCCCUCUGUGACUUUUGCAACAUGUAUAUAGAAACUGAUGAACACUUUUUUUUGGAAUGUACACAUGUACGAAUUGUAUGGUCCCGAGUUGCUGUUUUUUUGGGUUUUUUUUUUUUUGUCUAAAGGCUUAAACUACUGUUUAAGUUACAAAGAUAUUUGUUUUUGCAUCUUCGAUAACAGACGAAAUAAUGAAGUUGUCAACUUUAUUAUAAUUCUUUGCAAUUUUUUAUAUUAAGAAUGAAAUAUAGGAAAACAAUUCCAACAUUUGAACUGUAUAAAUUUUUUCUCAAUAAUAGAAUAACAGUAAUGAAAUAAAUUGCACUAACAAAAAACAAGCUAGAAAUACUCAGUCUGAAAUGAUCAUGUCAGUUUUCAGUUACUAGCAUAUCGUAGUUUACCAUAAGAACUUUUAUAAUAAGUAUUAACAUAGAUGAAAGAGAUAAAUUUGUUUUGCCUUUCUCUCCUUUCUACUUUAAAUUUAAAAGAAUAGCUUUUUUCAACCUGACCAAAACUUAGCAAUAUCAUUUCCUCAGUAUGCUGCUGCUGUUUCCCUUUUAUUUGUGGUUAAGACAAAAAGUAUGCAAUUUUACUAAAAGGUGCACACUACAUUUAGCUUUAUCUAAUUUGCAUAAUCAUAUUUUUGUGAAAUACAAGAAUACAAUGUGUUUUUAAAUGAAAAUGUAGACAAUGUACAUGUCAAUAUUAUGACACUUUAUAUUCAGGUGUAAAUGUGUACCUGUAUGUAUCUACAAUUGAUAUAGAAAAAUAAACGAGGUUACCCGAAAGGGGCCUCAAAAAAGAAUAUAUAUUUAUAUACUGGCGAUGAUCUCACCAUCAGUGAUUCUUCAGUUUGAAGCAGACGAUCAAGCGCAUGUGGCCGGUGAAACGUAUAUAUAUUAUUUUGUACCUUUACAUGUUUUAUUUAAUAAAUUUAUUUUCAAUUUGA
Messenger RNA from Mercenaria mercenaria, 7730 nucleotides. RefSeq names its product fibrillin-2-like. The coding region runs from base 1 to 2811 and encodes 936 amino acids. The record is from RefSeq and is a predicted model, not a curated record. Gene Ontology annotation, molecular function: calcium ion binding. NCBI's taxonomy places the organism in Eukaryota, Metazoa, Mollusca, Bivalvia, Venerida, Veneridae. The transcript is spliced from 24 exons.